Ostrea edulis (European flat oyster) is the source of this 735-nucleotide messenger RNA. Its product is annotated as vacuolar protein-sorting-associated protein 36-like. NCBI's taxonomy places the organism in Eukaryota, Metazoa, Mollusca, Bivalvia, Ostreida, Ostreidae. Bases 1 to 735 code for a protein of 244 amino acids. The record is from RefSeq and is a predicted model, not a curated record. The transcript has 2 exons.
AUGUACACAGGAGGAAGUAACAGCAGCAGCAGCAACCUACACAGGAGAAAGCAACACUGGAGGAAGCAACAGCAGCAACCUACACAGGAGGAAGCUACAGUAGCAAUCUACACAGCGAGGAAGCAACACCGGUGUCAGAAACCUACACAGCGAGGAAGCAACAGCAGCAACCUACACAGCAAGGAAUCAACAGCAGCAACCUACACAGCGAGGAAGCAACAGCAGCAACCUACACAGCAAGGAAGCAACAGCAGCAACCUACACAGCGAGGAAGCAACAGCAGCAACCUACACAGCGAGGAAGCAACAGCAGCAACCUACACAGCGAGGAAGCAACACCGGUAGCAGCAACCUACACAGUGAUGAUACAACACCACCAGCAGCAACCUACACAGCGAGGAAGCAACACCAGCAGCAGCAACCUACACGGCGAGGAAGCAACACCACCAGCAGCAACCUACACAGCGAGGAUACAACACCACCGCCAGCAACCUACACAGCGAGGAUACAACGCCACCAGCAGCAACCUACACAGCGAGGAAGCAACACCACCACCAGCAACCUACACAACGAGGAAGCAACACCACCAACAGCACUACACAGCGAGGAAGCAACACCACCACCAGCAACGUACACAACGAGGAAGCAACACCAGCAGCAGCAACCUACACAACGAGGAAGCAACAGCGGCAGCAGGAUGUACAUAUUUACAUUGGAUGGGGGUAUACCACGAUAA